Messenger RNA from Impatiens glandulifera, 1478 nucleotides. RefSeq names its product cucurbitadienol 11-hydroxylase-like. Bases 1 to 1431 code for a protein of 476 amino acids. Lineage: Eukaryota; Viridiplantae; Streptophyta; Magnoliopsida; Ericales; Balsaminaceae. Gene Ontology annotation, molecular function: heme binding; monooxygenase activity; oxidoreductase activity, acting on paired donors, with incorporation or reduction of molecular oxygen. The transcript has 9 exons. Gene Ontology annotation, biological process: sterol metabolic process. The record is from RefSeq and is a predicted model, not a curated record.
AUGAAUUUUCAGUGGUUUAUCUACAUUGGAUUAUGGGUUUUAGGUUUUGUGACCAUAGCCAUUUUCCAUUGGAGUAAACCAGGAAGAAGGAGGUUGCCUCCUGGUUCAAUGGGUUUACCCUUCAUUGGAGAGACCAUCCAAUUCCUUAUUCCUAGCAAAUCUCUUGACACUCCUUCUUUCAUUAAGAAGAGGAUUCAAAAGUAUGGUAAUGUGUUCAAGACUAAUUUGGUGGGGAGGCCAAUGGUAAUAUCGGCUGACUCGGAAUUCAAUCACUUCAUACUUCAACAAGAAGGAAAGUUAGUCGAGCUUUGGUAUAUGGACUCGUUCAACAAGAUAAUUGGCAUGAAUGAAAUGUCUAAGAAUGGGGUGCUCUCAAUGGGUAUAAUCCAUAAAUACUUAAGGGGACUUUUUCUAAGUUACUUUGGGAAUGAGAAACUAAGGGAGAUAUUGAUUUCUAGAUGGGAACCCAUUGUCAAUCAAACACUCAAAACUUGGUCCGAGCACAACUCAGUGGAAGUAAAGCGUUCAUCCUCGGAGAUAUUGUUUAACUUCACGGCCAACGUCUUAUUCAGUUACGACCCUCACAAAUCAGGAGAAAACUUUGGGGAAAGUCUUUGUGAUAUAUUGGAAGGGUUAAUGUCUAUUCCAUUGAAAAUUCCAGGCACCACCUUCCAUAGAUGUAUCAAGGCCCAUGGGAAGGUUGUGAAAUUGAUAAGUGACAUUAUGAAAGAAAGAAAAGAAAACCCUGAAAAACAAACUGGGGAUCUUCUUGAUCAGUUAACAGAAGAUAUGGAGAAACAAGGGUUAAUAAAAGUAUCAAGUAUUCCUACUAUAAUAACAAGCAUUUUGAUUGCUAGUUUUGAGACAAUAUCUGUCACUUUAACCUUAGCAAUUAAGUUCAUCAUUGAGAAUCCUCUUGUUCUUGACCAACUCUUGAAAGAGAAUGAAGAAAUUUUGAAGAAGAGAGACAUGGGAGAGAAUGGAAUAACAUGGAAUGAAUACAAAAGCAUGACCUUUACCAUGCAGGUUGUAAAUGAAACACUAAGAAUGGCAAGUGUUGCUCCUGGUAUCCUCAGAAAAGCCACAAAAGACAUUCAAAUGAAUGAAUACAUAAUCCCCAAAGGAUGGUCGAUCAUGGUGGUUCCUUCUGCUGUUCAACUCAAUCCAAAGACAUUUGUUGAUCCACUCUCCUUCAAUCCAUGGAGAUGGGAGGAUUUGUCUGCCGGGGUAACAAUGAAAAAUUUUAUACCCUUUGGAGGAGGAAUGAGGCCUUGUGCAGGAUCAGAGUUUAGCAAAAUGGUGAUGGCCAUUUUCAUUCAUGUGAUGGUCACAAAGUACAGAUUCACAAAGAUCAAAGGAGGAGAAAUUGUUCGAAAACCAAUAUUAGGGUUCGGAAAAGGUUACUACGUCAAAGUUACAGAAAAGAAUUAAUAUUGUGGAAGUUUGAUAUCGGCUACUUGUAAGUCUCAACAAUAAGU